Molecule: messenger RNA, 1431 nt
Organism: Penicillium subrubescens
Lineage: Eukaryota; Fungi; Ascomycota; Eurotiomycetes; Eurotiales; Aspergillaceae
Product: Zn(II)2Cys6 transcription factor
Exons: 2
Coding region: 1-1431 (476 amino acids)
Biological process (GO): regulation of DNA-templated transcription
Molecular function (GO): zinc ion binding; DNA-binding transcription factor activity, RNA polymerase II-specific
Source: RefSeq, a predicted model, not a curated record
AUGGUUGGCGUGCCUUACAGCAAGGGCUGUUUGCUCUGCCGAGAGCGACGCAUCAGAUGUGACCAGUCUAUGCCACAAUGUCUUCAGUGUCGCAGGUAUGGCGUUGCUUGUCCUGGUUAUAAGCGUGCUUGGCAAUUCCAGGAUGAGGGACCCCGUCUUCAGAGACGAUAUCAGAAGAAGUUUCCCAUUGCUGGUAAUAAUAACGUGAGGCAUGAACCCGAGGCUAUCCGCCGUCGUGGAAUUAUCACGCGAAACCAAGUCUUUACCAACCUUUCGAUCGAUGAGCGUGUCUAUCCAGCUUUGAUCCAACAAUGCUUCAUCAGCCAGCAGCCGCGAGUGUUCAAGGAAUUUACCUGCGCUGCCUUUCCCACGAUGUUCUUCCAUAAUGAAUUCCGCUUUGGGGAUGGCUUCACCUUCCCGGACUGGGUGGUGAAGCACUUUGGCAAGAAGCCUUAUUAUGAUGCGGCCGUCUCGUGUCUUUCAGCGCAAUACCUCGCCCACCUCACUGGAGACCCAAGUGUCAACCACUUUAGCCGACAGAAAUACUCCCAGGCUCUGGCGGCAAUCAGGCAAGUUCUAAAUUCAGAUGAGGAGGCGUCCUCGGAUGCCCUACUGAUAGCGGUCAUUCUCCUCUCUUUCUACGAGAUGAGUACGCGAACUACCCGAGAUGCUUGGGUAUGCCACUCGAGGGCGGUAAAACAUAUAAUGAUGAAACGGGGAAUGGACCUCCAUCUUUCAGGGGCCGGUCGUGUCUGCCAUUUUGCAUACAGACCAUUCCUGAUUGCUGCCGCGAUUUAUGAAGGCGAACCGUGCUUCCUGGGUGAAGACGAUUGGCAGGACCUAGCAGCUGUUCUUCGAGCGGAAGACUCUCAAAAGAAGAGCGAGUGGUCAUUCUACAUUGAUGUUUACGAAUCCAUUUUCAUGGAGCUGGUCAAAUGUCCCAGAUACAUUCAAGAGGCGCGAGAGAUCACUUCUCUUGCCUCUUCAAAAGCCCAGCUCCUGGAAGGGAGCAUCGCCAUGACCUGCGAUCGACUGCGGGCACUGAAUGACGAGUUGAGAUCACAGCUUGCAUCAAAUAAUCAGCGGAAGCUGGGAAUAGUAUUCCGUGGUUUUAUCGGUCCGGAGCCGAACGGUUUCCCAGAGACGAGUCCCUCACUACUUCUCAGCGCUGCGGCCAAUACCCUUGAAAUCCUUGAACAACUUCGAGCCCGAUUACAGAUAUCUGUCUCCUUCAAGGAGGAAGCGGACUGCUUGGCGCCAUCAUCUAUUCCGCAGAGUACCUGUACAGCUAAUGUUAGCCUCCCAUGCCUUGAUUUUCGUCUUGUUUGCGAGCUUGGCGAGGGAAUUCAAAAGGAUGACCCUCGGGCAUUUACAUGGCUUGAUCGGGUCGCCGGGUCAAUGGGGCUUCUAGGGGCAAAAGCUAUCUAUUGA